Messenger RNA from Rhopalosiphum maidis (corn leaf aphid), 744 nucleotides. RefSeq lists its product as uncharacterized. Lineage: Eukaryota; Metazoa; Arthropoda; Insecta; Hemiptera; Aphididae. The transcript has a single exon. The record is from RefSeq and is a predicted model, not a curated record. Bases 1 to 744 code for a protein of 247 amino acids.
AUGAUUAGAAAUGUUAAGCCUGGUCAUUAUUGGCACAGGGAAAUUAAAUUAGGAGUUCAACAAUUUUUAAAAAGAAAUGCAUUCUUUACUGAACGAACUAUUAAACUAGUGAUAAAUGUCGAUGGACUACCAAUAUCAAAUUUGUCCCAAAGUCAGUUAUGGCCUAUACUUGGAUCUGUAUUAGGCUAUAAUGAUGUUUUUAUAAAUGGAAUAUAUCACGGAGAUACAAAACCAGCUGAUAGUAUGGAAUACCUUCAAUAUUUUGUUGUGGAAGCUAAGCUUUUGGUAGCAAAUUGUAUAACAUCUGAAACUAUGCAUUAUUCGUGUAUUAAUUCAGCAAUAUCAGCAAAUAGUCCUGCAAAAGCUUUUUUGUUCAACAUAAAAGGACAUUCGGGAUAUGAAAGUUGUACAAAAUGUACUACAUAUGAUGAAUAUAAAGAAAAUCGAAUCUGUUUUCCUUUAAAAUCUGGUAUCAAGCGACUUGAUUCUGAUUAUGAAACAAAACUCGAUAAAGAUUUUCACAUGAAAAAUUGUGCAUUGGAAGAUAUUCCUAAGCUUGGAUUAGUCCCAAAUGUUCCUAUGAAUUAUUUACAUCUAAUUUGUAUAGGCAUUUGUAAAAAACUUCUUAAUCUUUGGUGUAAUGACAAAGUUUCAGUAACAUUACCUGAUUUUCUAACUGCAAAGAAAAAAUUAAAGAAAGCCGAAAACCAAACAGAUUUGGAUAGCACUGAUAUCGAUGAAUAA